GGGAGCUAAUCCCAACGCUAUUUACCGCACGUGCUCACUGGAUCCGAUCUCACAACUGUUAACCGACGACUUGAAGAUGAACUUGGAGCAGAAAGAAGCUUUGGAUAUCGCCCUAUCCGGCCACAAUCUGCUUAUAACGGGACAGUGCGGCACCGGAAAAACGUAUACGCUGAGGAAUAUCAUCAAGGCUCUCAAGUCAGCUGGACGGAAAGUGGGAAUAACUGCUGUCACAGGUCUGGCCAGCAAACAGUACCAGGAUUUGGGAGGAGAGACGCUGCAUCACUGGGCUGGGCUGUUUGAUGGAAGAUUUUCCAAGGAGGAGGUCCUUACUAACGUACUCAACAAUGAUGCAUAUGGGAAUUGCCUCAAAAACAUAACCAUUUCAGAAGUUCUCAUCAUUGAUGAAAUAGGAAUGCUCAGCGCUAAACUGUUUGAGGUUCUUGAAUAUGUAUGCAGUCAUUGCCGCAGUAAAGAACAUUGGUUUGGUGGCUUACAGAUCAUCGCUUGUGGAGAUUUCAAGCAACUUCCUCCAGUUCCUGACCACUUUCAUAAUGAUCCAGGACUUUUCUGCUUUCAGUCAUGUGUGUUCAAACAUAUAUUUCCUCACCACCUAAAUUUCCAAGAAGUGGUUCGCCAGGCUGAAGCGGAUUUGAUUGUUGCCAUCAAUGAACUCUGUAAUGGACGCCCAUCGGAGGAAACUCAUACUUUAAUGAAGAAUCUCAAUAGACCACUCAACACAAACAAAAGACCAACCUUGCUCUUUGGGACAAAUUUUGAUGUCGAAUAUGAAAAUCAGAUGGCACUGCAUGAAGAUGGGGAAAACAUAAGAUGUUAUAGAGCGCUGGACUCGGGUGAGACACUGUUGCUGCAGCGAUGUCAAGCGAAGAAGAACUUACAGUUGAAAGUGGGAGCACCUGUUAUCCUCAUAAGAAAUGUGAAACAUUCUUUGGUGAAUGGUUCAAAAGGAACUGUUCUUUCUUUCACAGACAAGGGUCCAGUUGUUGAUUUUGAUGGCCUAUGUGUACUUGUUGAACCCCUCAACUUUGAAAUUUAUGACUCUAACCAAAAGAAAGUGCGAGCCAACAGAAAACAGAUCCCUUUACGCCUUGCCUUUGCUUUGACAGUACAUCGAGCUCAGGGUAUGACCAUCGACCCUCUCAUAGUUGAUUGUGAAAGCUAUUUCCUUCCGGGACAACUUGGUGUAGCUGUAGGGAGAUGCAUCAGCAAAGAGGGUCUACAGGUGAAGAAUUACAGGGAAGAUGUUGCAUCAAAACAACACACAGAUGAAGUUUAUCAUUUCUAUGAUGCGCCCUUUUUUCCAACAAUGACUGACCUAACAUGCUGCAAGAAGGACAGAAACUACAAUGAAAUGAAGGAAACCGAAAGUGGAGAUGAUAGUGAUGGUGACGAUAGGGAUGUGGAUGAUGCUGCUGAAGAUGAAGCUGAACCAUUAGUUGCGCAGGCACCUGCUGUAGAAGUUCCGGAACUGGCGGAAGAUGAUAAGACAAGAACUCAUCUGCUGCUGGUUGACUUUUUGAAGACUGUAUCAAAAAGAGAUAAGCAGAAAAUUAUUCUGAAUCCAUUGGCAGCAAAUCUUCAACAGCACUUUGUUGUUUUGGAACGUCAAGUCAAUAAGCUCCUCAGUCAGCAGUCAGGUACGAUUAUUGACAAAGCUUCUCAGUGGCAGGAGGCCUGCACCAAGUUAACUACUUUUCUAAAUUCUCCAGAGCACCUGUCAUUGUGUAAAAACCUCAGUCAUUGUGAUGAAAUAACUGUUGAGAAGAAAAUAUCCUCAAAGUUGACAAUGUGGAUUAUUGAGCGAGAGGUGGAAAAACGAGCAAGCAUUGUCACUUCUGAACAGAGAGAGAGUAAUGUGGUCGAUGUAGAAGAUACGACAGAGGUAGCGAGGGCAAAGAUCAGACAUCUUGCGGGGGCUUGCAUUCAUGCAGUCAGGAAGCGCCUUCGUUCUUCAGUCAUGACUAAACUGGAUUCCUUGACUAAAAAGUGUCGUCAUAAAGGUAGCAUGGAUUUCCGAAAACAGAAGCUUAUAUCUCAGCUGAGAGUGUCGGAAAUGGAAGUGAAAGAACAAACAAAAGAUCAAUCCAGCCUGUCAGAAAUAGACUUUAAACAAGGUCAAUCAAGGGGUUUAAUGUAUGUUGCCGACAGUACCUUCAACUUCUUCUUAAAACUCCACAAAUCUGUGCAGUCCAAUAUCACUGUGAACAUACUCCAUCUACGUCAUGAUGAUAUUCAUCGUUGUACAAAGGAGGCAGUACUCUCUGAUCCUGAACUAUUCAGUGACCGGCUAAAACUGUUUGAAAUUGAUGACACCAAAUCAGAAGAUGAUGACUAUGUUCCAGUUUUUCAUUCUCUUUUACACGACCUAUUUGUUGAUAUUUGUGACCACUACUUGAAGAUUAAUCUUGUAGACUCUGUGAAAUUAUUUAAAGCAUUAUUGCCGAGGAAGAAGAAACAACCAUUAAGAUCAAAGAUAGCUGCAUUCUCUGAUAAACCAGGCCCAUCUACAUCAAGGAAAAGGAAAUCCGAGAAUGACACUACACAUUAGAAUGAGAACUAUUGAUG
Molecule: messenger RNA, 2583 nt
Organism: Haliotis rufescens (red abalone)
Lineage: Eukaryota; Metazoa; Mollusca; Gastropoda; Lepetellida; Haliotidae
Exons: 2
Coding region: 77-2566 (829 amino acids)
Biological process (GO): telomere maintenance; DNA repair
Molecular function (GO): DNA helicase activity
Source: RefSeq, a predicted model, not a curated record